This is a messenger RNA of Impatiens glandulifera, 1319 nucleotides long. Its product is annotated as chlorophyll(ide) b reductase NOL, chloroplastic-like. Lineage: Eukaryota; Viridiplantae; Streptophyta; Magnoliopsida; Ericales; Balsaminaceae. The record is from RefSeq and is a predicted model, not a curated record. Bases 48 to 1088 code for a protein of 346 amino acids. The transcript has 13 exons. Gene Ontology annotation, molecular function: oxidoreductase activity.
CCAUAUUUGUCUCCAAUAACAGUCCACCAACCUCUCGCUCGUCUCCCAUGGCGAUUAAUGCGGCCCUUACCUUCUCAGCCUACAAUCACUUUCCUACUUCACCGCUCUUUCCGUACUUCAAUAGCCGUUGCCACUCUCUAUCGUCCUCCCAAAAAAGCAUCCAUGGAGUGGCUUUUCCUUCAUCUCUUGUUACUACUGCAAUCUACAAAAUUCCAGCUUCAAAAUCCGUUAGGGCAGAUGUUACUCCUCUUAAUAGAGAACAGGUAGCUCCUCCUUUUAAUGUACUCAUCACAGGCUCUACGAAAGGCAUAGGAUUUGCACUUGCUAAAGAAUUUCUGAAAACAGGAGAUAAUGUCAUUGUCUGCUCAAGAUCAGCUGAAAGAGUGGAAUCUGCAUUGCAGAGCUUAAUACAUGACUUUGGACAGCAGCGUGUGUGGGGCACAACAUGUGAUGUUAGACAGGGGGAAGAUGUGAAGAAGUUAGUUCAUUUUGCUCAACAAAAUCUAAAACAUAUCGAUAUAUGGAUUAAUAAUGCAGGAUCAAAUGCAUAUAGCUAUAAACCACUAGCUGAAGCUUCAGAUGAAGAUUUGAUUGAAGUUGUCACUACAAACACACUUGGCUUGAUGAUAUGUUGUCGAGAAGCCAUAAAGAUGAUGUUGAAUCAGCCUCGUGGUGGUCACGUUUUCAAUAUGGAUGGAGCUGGAUCUGAUGGAAGACCUACACCAAGAUUUGCUGCAUAUGGAGCUACCAAACGCAGUGUGGUGCACUUGACAAAGUCAUUGCAGGCAGAAUUAAGGAUGCAGGAUGUUGAACACGUGAUAGUGCAUAACUUGUCGCCAGGAAUGGUUACAACUGAUCUUCUCAUGUCUGGAGCUACCACGAAGCAGGCCAAGUUCUUCAUUAACGUUUUGGCAGAGCCAGCUGAGGUGGUUGCUGAGUACCUCGUCCCAAGCAUCAGAUCAGUCCUUCUGAAUGGGUCAACCAAACCAACUUACAUCCGGUUCCUUACUGGCUUGAAAGCUUACUCACAAAUCUUUUCAAGAUUUGCUUUUGGUGCUCGGAGGAAUCGACAUGUGCUUGAAGAUUAGUCAGUAAGUUGUAUAUGAUUCACAACAUUUUACCUGUUCUUCAGUCUUUAUAUUUGAUUUAUUUUGUUACAUUAUUGAACACUUGGUUAGUAUUUAGACUCUAAUUCAUAGUUUAGAUUCCUUCAAAAGAGAAAAAAAAUUGUUGUAGAAAAGUAAUUAUUAAAACUGUAUGUGACCAAUAGAUGAAUUUAGAACUUCUGUUAGUUGAAAGUAAAGUUGUUGAGAACGAUU